AUGCAUGUUCUGUCUGUUCUGUCAGCAUUCUGUCAGCACAACAAAUCUGAGCUCGGAGCAAGCACAGCCGUACAUAUAUAUAUGGCUGACUAUAGACUACCUGAUCUUGGAAAGAACAUAUUGCUUUCCCAAGUGAAUAGCAGAAAUACCAGUGCAAUCAGUUGUGACAACAAACGUAAUGGUAUCAACUGUCAACGACGCCAGGACAGUGGAAAUGGUAGCAUUAUGAAAGGACAUUCUAUCAAUCAAAUAGAUCAGUUAUCAAAUGGUGGGGAACGAAAACGGGGAAUUCGCCACGAUGAUAGCCUUUCUCCACUGCUGUUCGUGUCAUGUAUGGACCCGUUGAGCCAUAAGCUCAAUAGCAGAUACCCAAAGAUGGCGGUUUCCACUGAUCAAGGAAUGCAUCCAACGAACCAUUUAUUAUUUGUGGAUGAUCUCAAGCUUCUUGCUACCAACGAGAAUAUCAUGAAAGCUAUGGCCGAAGAGGUUCGAGAAAGAAGGUAA
Thelazia callipaeda (thelaziosis nematode) is the source of this 504-nucleotide messenger RNA. The record is from the annotation of a GenBank genome assembly. Lineage: Eukaryota; Metazoa; Nematoda; Chromadorea; Rhabditida; Thelaziidae.